This is a messenger RNA of Cylindrotheca closterium, 1845 nucleotides long. NCBI's taxonomy places the organism in Eukaryota, Bacillariophyta, Bacillariophyceae, Bacillariales, Bacillariaceae. The record is from the annotation of a GenBank genome assembly.
AUGUUGUACAGUCGCCGAAAGCACCGACCAUUGGUGGAGGAACGCCCAACACAGGACAAGUAUGAUCGCUUUGAAGAAUGGUUGCGGCAGAAUGGAGCACAAUUUGAAUAUUUGGAAUUGCGGGAAUACGAUUCACCCACGGCAACGGAAAACGAAGAAGAGAAAAAGGAACAACCACCGACGCUCAACAAAUCGGGCGACGAAGAAUCGGAAAUACGAGGAGUCCAUGCCAAGACACAUUUGCCACCCCACACUGUUUGUAUGGCCAUUCCACGGCGUUGUCUGAUCACGGUCGAAAUGGGUCAAGAAACUCCCAUUGGACAAGCUAUUUUGAGAUCGGAAUUGGAUUUGGAUGCUCCCAAACACAUAUUUCUAAUGGUCUACUUGCUCUGGGAUCGGAAGGUCAAUGGCGAAAAAUCGUUCUAUCAUCCGUACUACGAAAUUCUUCCGCCAACACUCCGCAAUAUGCCCAUCUUUUGGAAUGCGGAGGAAUUGGAAUAUCUCAAAGGAUCCUAUUUGCUUCAACAGAUUGAGGACCGGAACGAGGCCAUUGCCGAAGAUUAUCAUGCCAUUUGCCAAAUUGCUCCGCUGGCCCAAAUAUGCACCCUCGAUGAAUUCAAAUGGGCCCGCAUGUGCGUUUGUUCCAGAAACUUUGGAUUGCAAAUUGAUGGUCACCGGACUUCGGCCUUGGUUCCGCAAGCGGAUAUGCUCAAUCACUUUCGACCGAGAGAAACCAAAUGGACCUUUGACGAAGAUCGCCAAGCAUUUACCAUUACCACCCUACAACCCAUUCCUGCUGGAUCACAAGUCUACGAUUCCUAUGGUCAAAAGUGCAAUCACCGAUUCCUACUGAAUUAUGGAUUUGCGGUGGAAGACAAUCGCGAGUUGGAUGGAUUUUGUCCCAAUGAGGUUCCUCUGGAACUAGCAUUGGAUACAGAGGAUCCAACUUAUGCACAACGAUUGGACUUUUGGAUGAGAGGAGAAGCCGGUUAUUCUCAUUUGCAGGUACCUCCUCCACAUCACUCGUCCUCCUCUUCCUCCUUUUAUCCUACUCCACCCCAUGCUACUAGUAGUAUGAUGGCUCCUGGUGCCUCGUUGUCGCAACAACAACAGCAGCAGCACCCUUACAAGCAAUCUCCAAGCUACACAAAACGAGUACGCAUUUGUGUUUCCAACAAUGAAAACACAAGGCUGCUGUUCAGUCUGCUGCGAGCAAUGACCUGCAGUGCGGAAGAACUCCAAGCCAUUACUUCUCCAGUCAACAGUGAAAUGCGGUCACUCUUUCUGGGAGAUAGUUCCAGAAGCUCUUCUGGAUAUUACCGCAGUUGUCGUGACAUUCGACACCCUCUAAGUCUCACGAACGAACGAGCGGUGAUGCGCAAGCUGUUGCACAUAAUAUCGCAAGCGCUUGCCGGUUACGCAACGUCGUUGAGUCAAGAUCGCAAAGAUCUUUUGGACCAGCGAAUGUAUCCUCCCUAUUCCAAUGUGCGCCAUGGGAAGAUCCAAGUCCGCGGAGAAAAGGAAGUCUUGCACCAUUUUGCGAGGUGGGCGCGAACUGCAAUUCAAGUCAUUGACGUUAUUGAACAAGAUUUGAAGGAAGAACAACAACGAGGAGUGGAGGUUCAAUUGGGAAGAGGCAUUGUCGCGGAUGAUUCGUCAAGAAGCUGUGGAUAUGACUACAUUAUACGGCGAAUGGAAGAAGACGAGGAUGGUGUACAUCAUACAAUUUUGCGAUACUGUGCAGAUGUCCUUGGGAGCGUUCGACGGGAGGCCUUUAAGAGUAUGCGAAAAAAACGGGGAAUAAUAUCUGCGGCAACGAAACGAGGAGAGAGCUAUAUCUUUUAA